This is a messenger RNA of Polypterus senegalus (gray bichir), 3567 nucleotides long. RefSeq names its product bone morphogenetic protein 5 (gene bmp5). Gene Ontology annotation, molecular function: cytokine activity; growth factor activity. Bases 597 to 1958 code for a protein of 453 amino acids. Gene Ontology annotation, cellular component: extracellular region. NCBI's taxonomy places the organism in Eukaryota, Metazoa, Chordata, Cladistia, Polypteriformes, Polypteridae. The transcript is spliced from 7 exons. The record is from RefSeq and is a predicted model, not a curated record. Gene Ontology annotation, biological process: SMAD protein signal transduction.
CGAAAAGCACGAGGGUGCCGCUCAUUCCUUCGGAAUAUGUAUAUUCUGUAUGCUGUCUUUAAUGAAGAUAUGAAUGCCUAUGUGUUCACUGGGGCGUACGGAAACGUCGCGUGGUAUUUUCUUUAAGUCUUUUUUUUCCACUUCGCGGUUUCAAAUAUCCCGUGUGGCAGAACUUUCAGGUUUCAAAGGGGAAACUGAAACGAUAUCUUGAAGUGUGUCUUUAACACAGUCGGAUCGUCAAACUCAAUCCACUUCCAAGCGGGACCUGCGCACUGAGUGUGUUUACCGAGUGUUACCGCAGAAGCGCACCUGGGAAGCUCUACCUGCCGCUCAAGAUCGGGAGAUCGGAAGAAUGCGUAAAAUCCAGAACAGGAAUUGGGAAUAAAGUGUGCAAAAAUGAUUUUGACAUGGGAGGAUCAAACAGCUGUUCCACUGUAAUCAUGUUGCACUUUACACAAAUGUGGGUGCCGUCUGUUUGCUUAUGAUUUAUUUUUCAGGAGAAUCCUGGCAAAAUGAAAAGCUGAAAAUUUGCUUCUUCUUCUUACUUUACUUCUUUUUUUCGAGCGAAAGGGAAGGAAAGCGUGACGGGCAAUAAAAUGAAACCAUUGUUGUUUUUGUUUCACGCGAUUUUCGGCCUCGUGUGGAAUAGCUGGGGACUUCUGGAUUGCGUCCACUGCGGAUUAGGGGACAAUCACGUCCACUCGAGUUUCAUUUACAGGAGGCUGCGCAACCACGAAAGAAGGGAGAUUCAAAGGGAGAUCCUGUCCAUUCUGGGUUUACCUCAUCGACCCCGUCCCUUUUCACCUGGCAAGCAGGCAUCCUCCGCGCCCCUUUUCAUGUUGGACCUCUAUAAUGCCAUGUCGAUCGAAGAAGAUGAUGGCAUUGCGCCCAGCACCGGCAAAGGAUCUUACGGCAAAGGUGGCUCGAGGAAAGGAUAUCACGCGGUGCCAAACGGCUACUCCCGUGGUGCCCAGCCAUACAGGGCAUCUCCGCUGGUCACCCAGACACCUCCGUUGGCGAGUUCGCAUGACACCAACUUUCUCAAUGACGCCGACAUGGUGAUGAGCUUCGUCAACUUAGUGGAGCGAGAUAAGGACUUCUCCCAUCAGAGACGGCACUACAAGGAGUUUCGUUUUGAUCUCACCCAGAUCCCAGACGGUGAAGCCGUAACAGCUGCCGAGUUUAGGAUUUACAAGGAUCGAAGCCAUGCCCGGUAUGAGAAUGACACUCUAAAGAUCAGCAUCUAUCAAGUCAUCCAGGAAUACCAGAACAAGGAUGCAGACACCUUCUUGUUAGACUUCAGGAAGAUAAAAGCAUCAGAUGGCGGCUGGCUAGUCUUCGAUAUCACUGCGACUAGCAACCACUGGGUCCUGAAUCCUCACCAGAAUAUGGGGCUUCAACUCUGCGUGGAGACAAUGGACGGUCGCAGCAUCAACAUCAAAUCAGCUGGCAUCAUUGGGAGAAACGGGCCUCAGUCGAAACAACCCUUCAUGGUGGCCUUCUUCAAAGCAAGUGAAGUUCUGCUUCGGUCGGUGAGGGCAGCAAAUAACAAACGAAAGAAUCAGAACAGAAGUAAAUCUGCUGGGAAUCAGGACUCAUCACGAGUGCCCAAUGCAGGAGAUUAUAACACCAGUGAACAGAAGCAGGCCUGUAAGAAGCACGAACUCUACGUCAGCUUCCGUGACCUCGGGUGGCAGGAUUGGAUUAUUGCUCCUGAGGGAUACGCGGCUUUCUAUUGUGACGGAGAAUGCUCGUUUCCUCUCAAUGCCCACAUGAAUGCUACAAAUCAUGCCAUCGUGCAAACCCUGGUCCACCUGAUGUUUCCAGGUAACGUGCCAAAGCCUUGCUGCGCUCCCACCAAACUCAAUGCCAUCUCGGUACUGUACUUUGACGACAGUUCAAACGUCAUCUUGAAGAAAUACAGAAACAUGGUGGUCCGCUCUUGUGGAUGUCAUUAACUGGACCUGAUGGGAGUUUUCUUUAUAAUGUUACAAAAUUCAUAUUUCUUAUCAUAAUUAAAAAAAAAAAAGAAAAGAAAAAACGAGAUUCUACUCGAAAGAUAUGAACGUAUGUAUAGUGUAAUGUAUAUAGCAGUUUCUUGGUUUUGUUAUUUAUUUUAUAUUUUAUUUAGAGGUUGAAAACGUUGAGCUUUAAAUCCACACAGUGUCCUACAGAUGAAAAAAAAAUAAGAUAAGAAACAGAUUGAACUAAGAGCUCACAGAAAUACGGCACCCAGAAAUAAAAUCAUAUUUUUUUAUGUGAUACUUACUCCAUGUUCUUGGUAGUGAUGGCUGAGAAAAUGUUUUUAUGUAGAAUGGACCUAACAGCAUUUCUGAUCGAAUCAGAGCCGGCAGUCACCAAUGCUGGACAACAGCAGAUGAAAUCAAAAUGUCCAUUAAAAAAACUCAAGUUCUCCACGCCUCGUAAUUCUUCUUAUUGUCACUUCAAUUAACUUCAGGCUCAGCAGAUGUCAAUUCUUCUUCUUCUUCCAGUCACUUCUGUUUGCUUCAGGCUCAGCAGAUACAGCUUCUUCUUCAUCUUCUUCUGCUUCUUCUUACUGUCACUUCAAUUAGCUUCAUGCUCAGCAGAUGUUGCUUCUUCUUCUCAUCAUCAUCAUCUUCUUCUUCUUCUUACUGUCACUUCAAUUAGCUUCAGGCUCAGCAGAUGUUGCUUCUUCUUCUUCUGCUCUUUCUUACUGUCACUUCAAUUAGCUUCAGGCUCAGCAGAUGUUGCUUCUUCUUCUUCUGCUUCUUCUUACUGUCACUUCAAUUAGCUUCAGGCUCAGCAGAUGUUACUAAUCUUCUUUUUCUCUCUACCGUGUCACCUUCUCAAUCAGUUUGCACAUACAGUUUGCCGUGAGAAACACAACAAGCCCUGAAAAGCUCAUCCACUGCCCCAGCAGUCUCCUCCUACCUUCUUGAACCUUCCUGGGCUUGGAAUGUGCAAUGUGAAUGUUUUCGGUAUUCAUGGAGUGCAGAGGUCAGCGUACCUGCGUGACAUUUCACAGUCAAUCAUCCAUCUGGCCCCGCCUAUCUUCAGGGUAAUAUGGUGGAUAUCAGAGUAUGGUUUGAAUCCAUAACCACCUGUUGUGUGUUGAUACCGUGGCAUCAUUUUGCGAUUCACAUAUGCGUGCUCAUCCACAUUGGGGCAUUGAUCUUUACGUGUGUGCCAGUUUGCAGGAAUGCAGCUUGCUUUAACAUUAUGUAACAAGACACAAGAAACAUCAUAAAGAGUCGGGGCAAAGUAGCGAUCCCCGUAAACACAGGAUGAUUCAAAAAGAUUCAUCCGAUUUCAAAAUGAUUUAUUUCACUUGUAAAUCAUUACAGAACAAUGCAGUAAAUUGUAAAUGGUUUAGGUGCGCAUCAAGUUUAUUACGUCAUUUGACAAGUAAUAAUAAUAAUAAUGACAAGUGCUCAAUAGGACCUCCUCCAGCAAAUUCAUCCCAUGAGCACGACGGGUGUCACUGUACCCGCGGCUCUUUCAAUGCGAUUUCAGAGAUCAUCCAGUGUUGUUGGGAGUGGUGGCACAUAAACUGAAUCCUUAUCAUGCCCCCACAUAAAAAAAAAA